Molecule: messenger RNA, 3716 nt
Organism: Myotis daubentonii (Daubenton's bat)
Lineage: Eukaryota; Metazoa; Chordata; Mammalia; Chiroptera; Vespertilionidae
Gene: ADCYAP1
Product: adenylate cyclase activating polypeptide 1
Biological process (GO): neuron projection development; regulation of protein localization; adenylate cyclase-activating G protein-coupled receptor signaling pathway
Cellular component (GO): extracellular region; perikaryon; neuron projection
Molecular function (GO): peptide hormone receptor binding; pituitary adenylate cyclase activating polypeptide activity; neuropeptide hormone activity
Source: RefSeq, a predicted model, not a curated record
GAGAAAAGGAAGUCAUUUCAUGAGCGCAACAGUGCAACAAAAUAUUCAGUACUUAAAGGCCACAGGCAGACAGAUGUUGACAAAGAAGUCUCUUCUCAAACCAUGUUCAGAGAGAUUUCUGCCCACUGCCUAUAUAAAUAGGAGCAGAGGGCCGGUCACCUCUGUAACCACCGGCGGUAGCAGAAGAAGCCGCAGCCAGAGGGGCCUCGGAGCGGAGGAGGCACUGCCUACUCAAGAAGCUGCCUGACCGGGCGGCUCCCCCAGACGCCGGCUUCGCCUUGGCCCUCUUUCUUUUCCUUCCUCUCCUCCUUGGAUUUCCCCCUCUUUUCCUUAAUCACUUCCUUCUCGCUCCCGGUGGACUUAGGUCACUUUGUCCUCCACCCCCACUUUAGCUUGUCGCCUCCUCUUUCUUCCUUCGACAUCUCUCUCUCCUCGCCCCAUUCUCUCGGUGUCACGCUCCCUCCUAGUUCUGUGCGUCUACAAACUUUUGAACAGAAUCCUGGCCGCAGCAAACAAGUCCUCCAGCUCCUCCUGCUGCUCCUGUUCGUUCCUGCGGCCUCCCCCCCAGACACUAACACCAGACGGCGAUGCUUCUUGCGUUGUGACUCCAGCGCAGAAACUUGGAGGAACCCUUUGCUAACCGUCCUACUUGGCAGCAAAUCCUUUCUAGCGGCGAAUGGCCAUGUGUAGCGGAACAAGGCUGGCCCUGCUGGUCUACGGGAUAAUAAUGCACAGCAGCGUGUACUGCUCACCGGACACCACCGGGCUCCCGUUUCCCGGGAUCAGGUCGGAGGAUGAGGCGUACGACGAGGACGGAAACCAGCUGCAAAACUUCUAUGACUUGGAGCCGCCCCGCAUAGAGAGACCCGCCUCUGUGCACCGCGAAACCCACGCGCUCAACCACCCGGGGGAGAUAAGAGAUGUGGCCCACGCGAUCCUUCACAAGGCCUACCGCAAAGUGCUGGACCAGCUGUCCCGCAAGAAAUUACUGCAGAAGCUCGUGGCCAAGGGCGUGGGGACAAUUCAGCGCAAUCGCAUGGACGGGAUGGUCAUAUCGCAUGGACAGAGUGGCAUUCGAAGCGAUAACGCAAAAGAUGACUCGGAUCCGCUCUCCAAGCGCCACUCAGACGGAAUCUUCACGGACAGCUACAGCCGCUACAGGAAACAAAUGGCUGUCAAGAAAUACUUGGCUGCUGUCCUAGGGAAAAGGUAUAAACAAAGAGUUAAAAACAAAGGACGCCGAAUAGCGUAUUUGUAGCGAUGAGUUACCAGCUACCUUGUGUAUACAACCCUGACACAAUGAAAAGUCAUUUUCCUUACAAACUGGAACAGUCAUCGCUCAUGUGUUCUAUCCAAACAUUUAUUUAUGUAUGAAGUAAAGCCAUUAAAUGAAUAUUUUGAUAAUAAUAUUGUUUUUCUUUUUACAAAGCACUAGAGAAUGCACAGAUAUACUUUGUGGACCAAUUAUUGAUAUAUAUUAUAAAUAUAUAUAUUUAAGAAUAUAUAUAAGUAUAAUAGAGAGCAGUUCAUAAAAAUGUGCACCAGGAUUGAAAAUUCACCUGAGCUGUUUAUGUAUUUAUAUAAAAUAGAUAGAAAAAUAGACAAUCAUUGUUUUAAAUAUUACUCCUAUUUUUGUAAACUGGAAUUAAAAGGAUAGUAUUUUUAUCCACAACAGGCCUGAAGAUGUUAAUACUGACCAUUUGCUACUGUAUAUAAACAAUGAUGCCCUGCUUCAGGGAGAUUUUGAGGUAAUGGUUUGGGAGAAUUGCUGUAGGCAUUCUCUCCCAGUGAGUCUCUGGGGCAGGCUGCUUCAAUCCCAGCCCAACUCAACCAGGCACUAUCCCCUUUGCUGGGUGACAAUUCUAAUACUUCUGCUUUCUUUGAUUCUACUUUUAUGUGUAUUUGUCUCUCUUUGGACUCUCAGCCCACAAGGAAAUUCUCCCGAUAAAACAACAGCUCUAUCUAAAUUGUGCUUCUCCCCAGAAUUCACACCAUUCCCUGGGGCAGGAGUUGGGAGAUUAUACAGAGAAGGGAGACUGGAGUAGGAGCUCCCUUUUCUGUACUUCCAGGAAACCCACUAUCCCAAGGUUAGGACAAUUGGAACAAAGUGAAAGCAAUGCAGGUAUACUGGAAGAGGCAGAGCAUAAGGCAGCAGGAGGAGGACCCUGGAGAGGGACUCUUUUGGGGCUGCCCCAGGUCUGGGAUGCUGGGGUUAAGCCCAGUCCCCACCUUAGGUCCCCAGCCUGACUGACUGGGUGCUGGGUGUUUGAAAUGGAUGCAAAGUACAAUGUGUUUUUCUCCAGUGCUGUCCAUGCUUCUCAUCUUGUGAAAUGGCCAGGAUCCUCCCCUUUGAACCCUGCUCUGAAGGAGCCACCCUUUUCUUUGGUGUUCUUUUUCCUGAAGACUCUGCCUUCCUACCCUCUUGCACUGUUUAAGUACUGGUUACCAUUUUCAUUCACUUCUCUUGAACUUGUGAAUGUGUCUUACUUUUGUUGUUGUUUGAUGCAAGCGCUUAUUGUAAAGUUUAGGAAACCUUGUGUAGUUAUCACUAAGUAAUGAUGCACUAAAUAUGAACCUUUUGUUUCUUGUUUAUUGAGUUUGUAGGUAAAAUGUAUUUUUCUACAUUAUGGCUUAUUGCUUAGUAAAAUUUAUUUCAUAAACCAACCUUUGUCAUAGUAGAAUGUGUAGUGUUCACAUGUUGCUCAGUUUUACUAACUGAUAAAUCAUUUAAAACUCGUCUUAUGUAUGAGUACUAUCUUAUAUUUGUGGUCAAGAGUAAGGCAACAAGCUCCACCAGACCCUGAGAACUCCCCUUUGUAUCCUUUCUUGGCUACAAAAAGCAUGUCUGUCUGUUUCCUAUCAAUUUCUUGAACAUAUCAAGUACUCUCUAUAAACAAAAGAACCUUCACCCAACAACCAGAUCAAGCAACAACACGCAAAACAAACUCCCAGAUUUCAGGCACAGAUUCUUUUGAAAAAGAAGAAGAAGAACAACAAGAAAAGAUUAAACAUUAGCUUGUAAAGUCUAAAGGACCUUUCCUUUUCCUUUACGGAUUUGAUCAGUAUGAAGUCAUAAAUCAAAGAAAACAGGAUUGAAUUUGCAUUCCCAGGCGGGAUGGAUGCUGCCAGGAGAUCACAUUGCAGACAGUGAAAGCACAGAGGCUUUCGAUCUAUGCCUGAGUCCUGUGUAUGGGAUCAAUCUUUCUUUAAUUCUGCAGUCUCCUCAGGCAAUGUGACCUGGGACGCAGUUUGCAGCUGUAGUGCCUUUCUUUGCCUUUUAAAUCGCCACGAAUCACAGAUGGCUAUUUAGUGGCCCUACAAUGCUGCAACACAUCGGCUUGCAUUUUAGUCUUAAUUAUUUGUUUCUUGGAUAAUGGGCAGAAUUUUCUGUAUUUGUGUCAGCUGUUAGUGGUGAAAUAGGGCUCUAGUUAACCUUUUAUUUAUGAAGUCUAAUUUAGUGUUUCUGUGGCUAGUUGCAAGCAUUUACAGUGAUCAUCCAGUUUAAUCUUUUGUAUACUUUUUAGAAAUGCCAAGAGCCUUACUAACCUAAAGCAGAUUUAUGAUAUAGUGAUAAUUUAGGUAGAUGUUAGUCUUGAAGCUCUUAUUUUGUGUGCAAAUGAUUAUAAAAACAUCUUAACCAAGUAUUACACACAUGAUAUCUAUAAUUAGGUCUUUGAUAACUGUUAUAUGAAGUGUGUGAAAUUUGUAUGAAUAAA